AUGGGGUUUAUGGAUCGAAAGAUUGUUCCUUCAUCGGUAACUUACAAACCGUUGCUGGUCGAGUCGAAAAAUAGCCUUGUCUUCGAUGCAUCCGUGUCUUCCAAGCCGGUUACGUGGAAUCAGAACGCUCGCCUUUGGAAUGGUGGGAUGUGCGACGAGGAUGAGCUACGACAGUUACAUCUCGAUGGCGUCGACCUGUCUUCCGAGGGAAAUGAGUGGUGCAAUGCAUUGUCCUCUUCAGUGCAAAAACUUCAGGUGCUGGGCAUGUCUAACUGCUUUCUCUCUGGUCCUGUUGACUCUUCCCUCGUGAAUCUUCAUCAUUUGUCAUUCAUUCAACUCAACGGCAACAACCUGUCAACCCCGGUUCCUAAGUUCCUGGCCAGAUUCACUAAUCUGACUACUCUGCGUCUGAGUUAUUGUGGGUUGUAUGGAGAGUUUCCUAGUAAAAUCUUUCAGGCGCAGACACUUCAGAUCCUUGACUUAUCAGGCCACCAACUUCUUCAGGGUCCUUUGCCCAAUUUUCCAGAGGAUAGUUCUCUUGAGACUCUGGUCCUGACUUACACGAGUAUUUCAGGGAGGCUUCCAGAUUCAAUCGGUUCAGUUCCUUCCUUCAGUAUGUCCAAGAAUCAGAGACAGAUUGUGCUAUUCCGCAAUGCUCCAACAGGAGAGAUUAAGUCCACCCGAUGGGCAGAACUUAUAAGCCUUGUAUAUCUAGAUCUGUGGUACAACUCAUUGGAGGGCAGCAUUCCCUGGUCUCUAUUUAUACUUCCUUCGGUCAAGAUCAUAAAAUUGUCCGACAAUCAGUUUUCUGGUGAGCUGAGUGGGUCUCUAAAUGUCACUUGCUAUCAACUAACUCUGCUUGAUUUGAGCAGCAACAAUUUAGGGGGGCCCAUACCAGCGUAUGGUUUUGAACUUCGAGGGCUUGGCUAUCUCUCACUUUCUUCUAAUAAUUUCAGUGGCUCAUUGCACAUUGAUGCGUUUCAGCGGCUCAAGAACCUUACGUAUCUCGAUCUUUCCCACAAUCGUUUGUCAAUUAAUGCUACUGCUUCCACUUCUGCUAUGUUUGGUUUCCCCACUCUAUACACUUUAAAGCUGGCUUCCUGUCAGCUGAGUUCAUUACCUGAAUUCUUGGAAAAUCAACCAUUACGCUAUCUAGACCUCUCCGACAAUCAAAUUCAAGGAGAGAUACCAAAAUGGAUAUGGGAGAGUAAACUUCUUUCUUAUGUCAAUCUUUCUUUCAAUUUCUUCGAUAAAUUGGGAGAACCUUUACCUAAUCUCACUUAUACUUUGUCUGUUAUUGACCUCCAUAGAAACUAA
Messenger RNA from Syzygium oleosum, 1317 nucleotides. Its product is annotated as receptor-like protein 50. The transcript is spliced from 3 exons. The coding region runs from base 1 to 1317 and encodes 438 amino acids. NCBI's taxonomy places the organism in Eukaryota, Viridiplantae, Streptophyta, Magnoliopsida, Myrtales, Myrtaceae. Gene Ontology annotation, molecular function: protein binding. The record is from RefSeq and is a predicted model, not a curated record.